This is a messenger RNA of Anguilla anguilla (European eel), 2787 nucleotides long. RefSeq names its product EI24 autophagy associated transmembrane protein (gene ei24). The transcript has 11 exons. Bases 254 to 1276 code for a protein of 340 amino acids. Gene Ontology annotation, cellular component: endoplasmic reticulum. Lineage: Eukaryota; Metazoa; Chordata; Actinopteri; Anguilliformes; Anguillidae. Gene Ontology annotation, biological process: macroautophagy. The record is from RefSeq and is a predicted model, not a curated record.
ACAACAUUACUGUAUGCGUAGGUUAGCUUGGUAAUUACUUAUACCUAAUUAUGACGAUUUACCUUGUUAACACCAUUACUGUUCGCCUAGCGAUGUUAUGUACGUGAAGUCUGCAGAAGGUAACGACUAUGUUGCUGAAGAAACUGUUUGGAGAUUUUAAAACUAUUGUUAGGUUCUCCUCUCGCCGCCAUGAGUUCCCAGGUCCCCAACCCCUCUUCCUUCUGUGGUUGAUGACAUCACAGAUGACCAGGAAAUGGCAGACAGUGUCAGGACCUUCAUCCACUAUGUUGCAACAGGGAUCAAGGACUCUAUUUUGGGGAUCGGCACGAUCUCCAAGCUGGACUCCCGCAUCCAGCAGAAGAGGGAGGAGCAGAGGAGGAGACGGUCCACGGGAGCGCUCGCGCUCAGACGUGCGCAGAGCGAGGAGUGCAAGCAGGAGAGCGAGCCCAAGUUAAUCAGCCGGAUCUUCCAGUGCUGCGCGUGGAAUGGUGGGGUGUUCUGGCUGAGUUUGUUUCUUUUCUAUCGGGUCUUUAUACCACUGCUUCAGGCCCUUACAGCGCGAAUCAUAGGUGACCCCUCUCUCCAUGGCGACGUGUGGACCUGGCUGGAGUUCUUCCUGACCUCGGUGUUCGGCGCCCUCUGGGUGCUGCCCCUCUUUGUGCUGAGCAAGAUCGUCAAUGCCAUUUGGUUUCAGGACAUCGCUGACCUGGCGUUUGAGGUGUCCGGUCGAAAGGCCCAACCCUUCCCCAGCGUCAGUAAGAUCAUCGCGGACAUGCUGUUCAACCUCCUGCUACAGGCCCUCUUUCUUAUACAGGGCAUGAUUGUCAGCCUGUUCCCCAUCGAUGCCAUUGGUCAGAUGGUCAGCCUUCUCCACAUGUCUCUGCUCUAUUCGCUGUACUGCUUCGAGUAUCGCUGGUUCAACCACGGCAUUGAGAUGCACCAGCGGCUGUCCAAGAUCGAGAGGAACUGGCCGUACUACUUCGGCUUUGGUUUACCCAUGGCUCUGCUGACGGCCUUGCCUUCCUCCUACAUCGUCAGUGGAUGCCUGUUCUCCAUCUUGUUCCCACUGUUCAUCAUCAGUGCCAACGAGGCCAAGACUCCAGCUAAACUUUACCACUUCCAGCUGCGCCUCUUCUCCCUGGUGGUGCUGAUCAGCAACAAGCUUUUCCACAAAACCAUGCACCUGCAGUCCUCCAUGAUGGCCUCGCCCUCCUCAGAAAGACUGUCCAGCCCCCAGGCCUCCCCGGCCCGCCAGCGCCCCCUGCCUCCUCGUUGAGGCUAUGCGGGCAGCGCCGAAAUGUGCCGGAAACAGGGGCGGCCCCACAGGAAGGAGCACUCAAACUCUCGCACCCUGAACUCAUCAGACAAGGAUGGAUUUACACUUUUGUAUUUAUUUUAUUUUAUUGUUCUUUUUUUUUUUUUUGUGAGUCGGCGGGAGUGUUAAUGAAGUGUUUCCUUUUGUGCUCCGUAGUCUGUUUCAAUACCUGUAAUGCAAAGCGAAGAGACGUGUUUCAUGUGAAUUAUGUUUGUAUGUGACUCAGUUAUGCAUGGGAUAGUAUUGCUCUGUGCCUCAGACACGUACUGACAUACAAACCUUUUUUUUUCUCACCUCAAACACAGCACGUGCCAUUUGUCUGAAGAAAUGUCACCUCACUGACACAGAAAUGCUUCAAUUUCCCUUGAUCUUUUUUUGCUACAAAAAAUCCCAUUUCUUGUUUUUAUCUUUUUUUUUUGGUCAGCCUCCCAAGUUAAUUCUUUAUAAAAGGUUAGCGCUUGAGACCAUAUAUGAUAUGAUGAAGAAAUCAAUAUUGUUGUCAUCUCCCCCCCCCUCCCCCCUAAAAAGACUAAUUGAACCCAGGAAACAUUAAGGCAUUUAUUUAUGUUAGUGUGUUCUCCGGACAGCCGUGGGUUUUGUUGUUAAGUCAGCAAAGAGGCACAGACUGAAAUCCGAGCUAUAUAUCAAAGCUUGCUGCAAGUGUGAGGCAGGUCCUCAUUCUCCUGUCGAGGGACAGGCUUGCGUGCAGGAGCACAGCACCCGGUGUCUUUUUGUAGUUUGAUUUAUUUUUAUUUUAUUUUUAUUUUUUUUCCGUGAUGAAAAAUGUUUUUUCUCUUCUUUUCUCUUUUAAAUCAAAGAAGCUGCUGCUACACGUUUUAACGGCCUUUUCUUUUCAGCGACGUCCCAGUAAAUUCGGGGAUCUGCGUAACCGGAUUUAGCGGCCUGUUCUGGAGGAAGGCUAAAAGGGAGUUUUUUUUUAAAUUUUUUAAAUGGCUUUAUGAGAAGAAUCUCAUUUUAGUGUUCGGAACAUUGUGUUUCUAUAAUAAAAAAAAUGGAUAAGCAUAAAAAUAAAAAUGCUAGAAUCCUGGACAAAGAUCUUAGGCUGUUCUGCGGUAGUGAAUAAAAAAUAAUUAUCCGGACGUGUGUGUAUGUUGAUCCUUCAGUUUGGGACAUUUGGUCCCGGGUCGUCGGGUAGAAGUUGCUGGUGGCAAGCCAGUUAUCUUUCAGCAUUUAAACAGAUAAAUGAAGAUUUAUGACUCUACUGUUGGCUGAAAGGGGAUGCUGCCAAACUGCCUGAACAAUUCAAUUUUCUGUGUCCUGGUCCUGAAGCAAGUUCUGAAGUGUAAAAGUGUGUGUUUUCUAUACUAUACUCCACAAGCCCUUACACAAUCGCGGUGUUGAUUUUCUCCCCUCCAUCGCCUGAAACACCUGCACAAAUUAGAAGCAGGCUUGAAACACAUCUGGAAAAUUUCAAAUUCAGAUUUCCCUGUGAAAAGUAGCAGUAGUAUUUA